GCUUUGUACCUUUCGACAUCUUGGUAUAUGAGUGUAUGAGUGUAUAGAAGUGAGAAGUGAGAGGCUCUGGUUUACUUGCUUUAUUUGUUACUCUGUGACUCGGAAAGGGUCAGGCUACACAGCUCCCUCAACAGCACAGCAAGGAUCAACGAUCUGGAGCAAAGCAUGGAGCAUGUCGACAAGAAGUUGCAUCCGCCUCAGACAGGUCAUUGCUGGUCCCACACAAACCCCGCACCCUUUUCCACUUCGAAACCCAAGUUUAUGGAGCAAGGUCACCCAUCGACCUACUACUAGCGUCCCGGACUGGAAUGGGGCCCGUGUUGCCACUAAAUCGACUACACGGUAUUAUCACGACACGGCCAUCCGUCCCUCACCACCAUGGCUCAAGGACGCAAAACACGACGCCAGUCUACAAAACGCAUCCGAAACAUCUUCGCAACCUACGACAACGAAAAACUCCGUCAGUAAACCAAUACGAUCAGUAUUAUCCUUUACCGAUCUCAUAAGCGUGAAUCCAAAUCCAACGGUUUUGCCCGCAGAUAUACCAUUACCCGUUGAGCCCACAGAGGAAGUAGAUGUGAAGCUUAAAAAGAAACGGAAAUCGAAGGCAAAGGUGGAUGAAAAGGCUGCGGAUCAGGAGGUUAUCACGACCAUAGCAGACUCAGCGGGGCCCAAGAAUCGUCUCACACCUUUACGCAAGCAGAUCCUAGAUUUAGAAGCGGCCUAUCCAGACUGUGUUCUACUCGUCAGAGUUGGAGAGUUUUAUGAGUUGUACGACCAUAACGCCGUUGAAUAUGGUCCCUUACUAGGACUCAAAAUGACGUCCAAGACAUUUAGCGGACAAUCCAUACCAUUUACCGGUUUUCCUGUCCGACAGCUCGAUCGCCAUCUUGAAACCCUGGUCUCCAAACAUCACCUCAAGGUCGCCCUGUGCGAGCAAUUCCUAGACGAUCAUGAAGGCGGCAACCGAUCUUUCCGUCGAUCGGUAUAUAGAAUCAUCACUCCUGGUACCUUAAUUGAUGAGCAGUUUCUGGACCAGGGUGAGAACAACUGGUUACUUGCCGUUGCAACCGAUAAGACAAGUCGUUUGCUGGGUCUGUCUUGGCUCGAUCUUUCAACGGGUGACUUUUUCACUCAAGAGACGACCUACGACAGUUUUCCGAACGAUCUGGCCAGGAUCCGACCGAGGGAGAUAAUCGUCAACUCCAAUCUUAAGUAUGGUCCUGAGCACGCGGUCUUGCAGACGAUUCAAAAGCUGGGUCCCUUUGUCGUGAGUUUCGAGGACAUGCGGUCGGCAGCCCAAAUGUCGACUCAGCGCGAAAACGAGAUACUAAGAGAGGCAGAGGAACAGCUGGGAUUUCAUCCGCGGCACUUGAAGCCGUUUUCGAAUCGUGAGCAGUCUGCCUGUUUGUCUAUUUUGAGAUAUGUCAAUCACACGCAGAUGGGAAGACGGCCGGUUGUUCAGCAGCCGAUUGAGUGGCAAGAUGGCUCCAUUGUGAAGAUCGACAGAAACACGAUUGAAGCCUUGGAACUAGUGCGUACACUACGUGAUUCUUCGAGAAUGGGAAGCCUGUUGCACCACCUGGACAGGACCAAGACUAAAGCGGGAUCACGACUGCUCGCGGAUUGGUUAACUUCGCCACUGACUAGCAUCAACAAAAUCAACAGGCGUCUGGAUAUGGUCGAGUUUUUGGGGAAAGACACCCAUCUCAUGUAUGACAUCGAUUCUUAUCUCAAGGAGUGUCGGGACGCACAGCGAGCCAUUCAAAAACUAUCUCUUGGGCAAAUUGAUCCUUAUGACCUCAUCGCGAUUCGUAACACUCUCGAAGCGCUCCAAAAGAUCAAGAAGCGUAUGGCGGACAAAAUUAUGCUGGUCCAAGGUCAUGCAAGAGCAGCACCAGACGCCAUACCGGCAUUGGUUAAGGAAACAGUCGAUAGCAUCCAUGGGCUAGAGCAGAUCUGUAACCUAAUCCGCAAUGUUGUUGAUGAAAGCAUGGAGCAACGCCAGGAAUAUGGAUACAUUAAUGAGGGCGUUAAUCCAGCCUUGAAUGGACUGCAUGUUAAGCUGCGAGAACUUAAGGAACGCAGGAAGGCGCUUUUGGACAAGUGGACAAGCCAUCUUGGAGGGGCCAAACCUUUUGAGAUCAAGUCGUCGUUUGGAUACCGACAUGUCGUGGAAAUGAGGAGCACUAUCACUGCCGAGCGGUUGCGAGAUAUGGUGAAUGGACAAGUUGUGGAUGUCUCACAUACAGAUCAGAGACGGUCAAAAGUGCGCUUCCAAAUACCGGUAUUGUCUGAGAUAAUGGAGUCAAUCGAGAGAAUGGAGGCGCAAAUUGUUCAGGAAGAAAAGAGCAUUCUCAGCGCUACUCGACUCGAGAUUCUGGAGGAGAGUACGGCUAUCAUUCAGAACUGCCGGUAUCUCGCUCAGCUGGAUGUACUUUUGUCCUUUGCAUAUAUGAUGCUGGAGCGGCACUACACCCGACCCGUGCUGAAUCAAGGUGGACAGUCCGUCAUUGUGUCCGGUCGCCAUCCGGUCGUAGAAAUCGCUUUGUAUAAUGAAGGCCGCCAGUUUGUGGAGAACAAUUGUUCAGUGGGUCAAGAGGAACUCAUGUGGCUCAUAACAGGCCCGAAUAUGGGAGGAAAGAGUACCUUUCUGAGACAGAACGCGAUUUUGACAAUUAUGGCCCAAAUGGGCUGCUUCGUACCAGCAACCAGCGCUCACCUUGGAAUCGUCGAUAAGGUCUUUAGUAGGCUUGGGGCCUCUGAUAAUCUUGCAAAUGCACAAUCGACAUUCAUGGUUGAGAUGACAGAAACAGCAUCGAUUCUUCAACACGCCACUGAGAAGUCUCUUGUGAUCAUGGACGAAGUCGGACGAGGAACCGCAACACUGGAUGGCUGUGCCAUUGCUUAUGCGACCUUGCAUCAUUUGUACCACAUCAACAAAUGCAGGACUCUCUUUGCGACACACUACCACGAGCUGGCCGACAUGGUGGGUGCUAUCAACGGUAGUCAUGGUUAUUCCUCAGCUCUCAGUUCCCAAGACGAUGCAACUAGUGAGGAGGGAGCGAGUAGCGCGGUCGCUGCUCGAACACCGUGGCGAGGACAGGAACCCUUGGACCAUGUACGUUGUUAUCAAACGACGCUUGAGAAACAACCUGAUGGGUCUUAUGCCUAUAUUCAUCAAGUUAUUCCAGGGGUUUGUCGACAGUCGCAUGGAAUACAUGUCGCAAAGCUAGCAGGGAUGCCGCAGAGUGCUGUCGAGGUGUCUGAACGAAUUCUACGAGUUCUUCAAGGAGCAUGACCACAAUAAAAUAUCAAGUUGAAUCGACUACCUCAAUUUGUAAAUGCGUUCCUUGAUCGCUUGAAAGGCGCACUGUCCAGAUUGCCCAGGAGAUAUAGGAUCCGAUCUCUCAGAAAAUAUAGGAUCCUCAUCCUCA
Molecule: messenger RNA, 3437 nt
Organism: Gamsiella multidivaricata
Lineage: Eukaryota; Fungi; Mortierellomycota; Mortierellomycetes; Mortierellales; Mortierellaceae
Product: muts domain V-domain-containing protein
Exons: 7
Coding region: 173-3301 (1042 amino acids)
Biological process (GO): mismatch repair
Cellular component (GO): nucleus
Molecular function (GO): ATP-dependent DNA damage sensor activity; ATP binding; mismatched DNA binding
Source: RefSeq, a predicted model, not a curated record